Raphanus sativus (radish) is the source of this 1146-nucleotide messenger RNA. RefSeq names its product bidirectional sugar transporter SWEET5-like. The transcript has 6 exons. Gene Ontology annotation, cellular component: membrane. The coding region runs from base 195 to 917 and encodes 240 amino acids. Lineage: Eukaryota; Viridiplantae; Streptophyta; Magnoliopsida; Brassicales; Brassicaceae. Gene Ontology annotation, molecular function: sugar transmembrane transporter activity. The record is from RefSeq and is a predicted model, not a curated record. Gene Ontology annotation, biological process: carbohydrate transport.
UCCAAAUAUUAAAAAAAAAAAAACAGAACCAAGAAACCACACCAGAGAAAAAUUGCUUCAUCAAACAAACAAACUUAUCACAUAACAGAAGAAAACAAGACACUACAAAAACAUAUAUAAAGAAGAUUGAAACAUCAACCAAAAGAACAGAAAAAUUCUGUAAAAGACAAGAGUCCUUCAAGAUAAAUAGCAACAUGACGGACGCCCACACUGCCCGAACUAUCGUCGGAAUCAUUGGAAACGUGAUCUCUUUCGGCUUGUUCUGCUCUCCAGUACCAACGAUGAUAAAGAUAUGGAAGAUGAAAUCAGUGUCGGAGUUUAAACCAGAUCCGUACGUAGCUACGGUUUUAAACUGCAUGAUGUGGACUUUUUAUGGACUUCCUUUUGUCCACCCCGACAGUCUCCUCGUCGUUACCAUUAAUGGAACUGGUCUUGUAAUGGAACUCGUUUAUGUUACCAUCUUCUUCAUCUUCGCUACAUCAGCUAUCCGCAGAAAGAUCACAAUAGCUAUGGUGAUGGAGUUGAUAUUCAUGGCGGUGGUGAUCUUCUGCACAUUGUACUUUUUGCAUACAACAAAACAGAGAUCUAUGCUUAUCGGGAUCAUGUGCAUUGUUUUCAAUGUUAUAAUGUAUGCUUCUCCUUUAACCGUCAUGAGGCUUGUGAUAAAGACAAAGAGCGUGAAGUACAUGCCGUUCUUCCUGUCAUUAGCCAGCUUCAUGAAUGGAGUCGUUUGGGUCAUUUAUGCAUGUCUUAAAUUCGACCCCUAUAUUUUGAUACCAAAUGGUCUUGGAUCCCUAUCCGGAUUAGCACAACUUAUAUUAUACGCAACUUAUUAUAAAACAACUAACUGGAACGAUGGAGAUGGAGAUAAAGAAAAGCGGUUUACGAAUGCUGAAAUCGAGCUUGACCGAGCUUGACACUUGCAUCUAUGGAUGCUAAUGUCCAGCUUCAUCGUUAGGUUAAGAGAGAAUCAGAAGAGAUGCUAAUGAAGAUACAACAAUGAAGACGAGGAAGCCCCGAAGUUGUAAGAUUUUCUUGAGUAGAAAGAAAGAAAUGGAUUUUUACUUUUUUUUUGUUUGGUUGUAAACUGAAAUGAUCAUAAUAUUGGCAAGUUCUUUUUUUUUUUGAUAAAAAUAAUAUUGGCAA